Messenger RNA from Brienomyrus brachyistius, 1120 nucleotides. RefSeq names its product migration and invasion enhancer 1-like. Gene Ontology annotation, biological process: positive regulation of filopodium assembly; negative regulation of apoptotic process. The record is from RefSeq and is a predicted model, not a curated record. Lineage: Eukaryota; Metazoa; Chordata; Actinopteri; Osteoglossiformes; Mormyridae. The transcript is spliced from 4 exons.
UUUAUAAAAUCUCCAUGCAUGACUUCUCCGGAAGGGGGCGGAAGCGGCACAGUGAGUAAUUCCGUAGAAAACAAACGGGAAGUGAGGCGGGUUGUUAGCUGGCUAAGCUAAUUAGAAUCAUCCAAAAUCAUGGGGGUAAAAGUCCAAGUGGAAUACUGUGGAGGAUGAGGAUACGAGCCCCGCUAUCAGGAGCUUGCGCGGGUCGUCAUCGCCGAGUUCCCUGAUGCGGAGGUGUCAGGCUUCGUGGGGAGGCUGGGUAGCUUCGAGAUCGAGAUCAAUGGACAGCUGAUCUUCUCGAAGAUGGAAACCGGUGGUUUCCCAUACGAAGAUGAUAUAAUGGAUGCUCUACAGAAAGCACUGGAGGGAAAGCCAGUGGAAAAGAUCACCAAGAGCCGUCCACCUUGUGUCAUCCUGUAACUGUGGAAGCAGAAGUCUGUGCCAUCUCCUUUUUGUGAAUGGCACACUACCCACCCCUGAUUUCCUCCCCUAAAUCUAUAUCCCACCAUAAUAUUUACAGUAGUGUAGAAUCAUUUUAUUUUAUUAUGGAGUACUGUAAGUUCACCCAUCCUAUUUGUUCCAUGUGGGUGUGUGAGGUCUUUAAUGAUUGCUGUAGCCAAAAUCGAAGGUUAUGGUAUGAGUAAAACAGCCCUUACACCCCUAUGCUUUACAAUGUAAGUGCAGGAACAGAGAUGGGAGUGGACACCUCUAGGUUUAACUGCUGUGUAAUGCCAGAAGUAACACUGAAUAGGGAUCCCAAAGUGAGCGUCUGCAUUUUGGUCAAAUGUGAGAUGGCCAUUAGUCAGUGAUUUAUCUCCAGUCAAAAUAAAUGCAGCCUUUAUUUGGCAGACACUCGAUUACAUAUUUCUGUAAUAGGUCAAGGAGAAGAGGUUCCUGGCAUGCCUGGGACAACACAGGUGUAAAACUGCCGCAUUGCAUUUUUAUGUUUAUGGGGGGGGGGGGGGGGUGGAUCUUGCCAGAUAUAUAGACAUAGACUUUCCUCUGUGUCAGAAAUUUAAGAGAUUAUUUAAAUUUGUAGUAAAGUGACUCUGGUUUUGUUUUUGACAUUGAAUUAUGCUGUCCAGUAGAGGAAAAUAAUUAAAUACUUUAUUCCAUACUUGAA